AGUGCGCAUGCGUCACCUUGUUUAGUAUCACCGCGUCGCAGUAUAACGUGAAAAACGUUGGCUAUAUACGAUUUCCAAGACGACUUUGAUCCAUUUCAACAGCCAUUCCACCAUCAUGAACUACCUAGUGCUUUCAGUGGUCCUGGCUGCUUUGAUUGGAGGGGCGUUUGGUCAGUUUACUUUCUCGUGUGGUCAAGAGGCGGUCGAUCAGGGUGUAGACGAAUGCCCCAGGAAGAAUCGGAUUUGGCCCUUAAAGGAUGACCCGGAUGGCAACAUGAAAUGCUGCAUCAUAAAUGAUCAAAUCGUGCCCAUCUAUGGAUGCUGCGCGGGAAUGCCUGCCUAUGUCUACGGCGGCGGGGCCGGCGUUUCGGUGAUUCUCAUUAUCUCCAUCGCCCUGUGCUGCUGGUGCUGCUGCCGCAAGAAGAGGCAACAGCCUGGCUUCAUCAUGUUCCAGAACCCACCAGUCGUGGUGCAAGCGGCUCAACAGGCCGACAGGACAAGACCGGUCUAAGUUACCGGGAGAUACUUGUGCCGAGGCAAGACCGCCAUGAUUGAUUGUUUAAGCAUUUUAGCAGUUAAUUUGUCAAUGUUUGAUCGCGUCGCAUCAGUAAUUGCGUGCGGUUGUGAAUCUGAAAUGUGGAUAUGAUAUUCCGCACAGUCGGGCAAGUUACUUGUGAAAUUUAUACUGGUAUUAUAGUACGUAGUAUAAUGGUUGUCCACGGAAAAUUUUUAGAUCAUCGGACAAUUUGGAGAGACGUUCAUAUUUUGACCCGUUUCACUUCCGCCAAUAAGAAAAAUCUAAUAACACGCCCCCUAUUGCCAAAUUAGCGAAUAUCAAAAUUUAUUUUUUCAUGAAAUGAUUUCUUUAUAUCUGUUGACUUGUCACAGCAAAUAUCUUUUGAAUACCUCUCCAAAUAUGGACUUGAUAGUUAAAAACAUGCGUCUAAUUCAUAGGUCUACAGAACCUACGCAUAUUUAAUGGUGGUCUUGUCUCUGUUAGCGUUAAAAGGCGGUCCGGUGCCAUUACAUUGGAACCUCCCUAAGCGGACACCUCUCUAUUAAGGACAACCUCUCUUUUGAGGACACUAGUUAGGUCCCAAAUUGGUACUUUCCAUUCAAUUUUAUCACUUUAAUCAGGACACCUCUCUAUUAAGGACAGCACUUGCCUGUCUCGAGGGGUCCUAAAUAGAGAGGGUUUAAAGCUUAAAUACAAUGCUUUCAGUUCAGUGAUUUGAUAUGUACUUGUUUUUUCCGUUUUUUGGCGCUUAUAUAACUCUAUUUGGCGCACAUUUGUAGUACACCUGUAUAUUUAGAGGAGAACGCCGUGGUCCAGAAAAAUAGAAAUGCGGUGCUGUAGUGAAGUUAUUAUGCAUGCAAAUUUUCUGAAACUUGGAAGUACAUAUAUUUGUACAUCUAACUUAUAUUCAAUAUGUAUUUACACGAUUUGAUAUUUUGACAAUAGAUUACAAAUUUGAAUUUUCUAACGAGCGGAGCGGGCGUAAGCCUUUAUUUGACUAAAUUGUAUAUCACAGCAGAGAAAGCAGAGUCCAGAGUGUGUAGUGUAGUUUCGACUCGCCAGGGGGCGGCUUAUCAUCAUGUCACCAGUGGUUUCAACGUACUCCGCCUCUCGAUAUUUCAAUAUUUGUACACAAGGAAGCGGUAUGAAAAACGUGAAUCUCAGGAUGGCCUAAAUGCAUCCCUAGCCUCCUGUUUAUGAAAUAGCAGCUGUUAACCUGCGGACUUGUGGGGCUUAUUAAAAACUGAGAGAUGCGGAGUGCGUAACCGCGAGAUGCCAACCUCGGUGAGAGCGCCGCAAAGAUUUGUAUUGCAAACACGGAACCUGAAAAGGUGAACAUUCAUGAGACCGAGGCUCUAGUGGGGAGCAGUCCUUAUUUUGAUUUACGUACACUUAGAUGCGGGAUUUUUUGUGGCCAUCAUAGCAUGUAGCGGUUUAAUCAAAGAUGGCGUCCAAUGAGCUAGUGUUAAUUUUGUGUGUGGCGGCGUAGCAACUCUCCCCCAAGAAGUCACCUAAAACCUGAUUUUGACCAUGGUUUUAGCCGAAAAAUUUCAAGAAGUCAGGUCAUUACGUCCCCCCGAGACCCUUUGCUCCACCAAUGGUCUCACUAGCCAGUGGUGAUCAGGUCAACAUUGGUCCCCCUUAAAAAAAAAGUUCUUCAAUCUCAGGCGAUUACCAUGGAUACAGAUAAGCCUAUCAUAUCGCUAUUGCUGCAUGUUCAAAUGUCGGUGUCCUGGGUAUUUUGUGAAGAGGUAGCUCUGACGAUUAUUUGAGGAAAAUAUCAGCUUCUUCUGUGCACGUCCGCAGUGACCAGGCCUCGCAUGCUAUGUAUAGCUCAAUCGGAUGUUGACAUGAACUGGUUCCUGUCAGAGUGCACAUGUUCUCAAGGUGAGACUUCGCGGUCAAAAUGCUCAAAGAAAAGCCGCAACGACACCCUAUUUUGGUAUCAAAAUUUAAAAUUGUUAUUAUUUUGCUUUCUCAAGGUGAUAAGUAGAAGUUUAUAAAAAUAUUAUUUCACCAUCCAUGUUAAUCGUCAAGUUAUAAGGCGGCAAGGUGAAAUUUUCAAAAUUUUCAUCGAUGUACAGGGUGUCUCAUGUAUUGUGCUGCCCCCAUGUUCUCAUGACUGAAUUACUUGAUAACAAUGAAAGCUGGUCAGAAGUAUUCUAGAAGCGGCAAGCUAUUCAGAAAUGUAUAGGUUUAUGUGUGAGAGUGAUAUACUGCAAGGUCGACAGCCACUUGAACAGGGGUAUGCAUGAAAUGACGUCGCGCCAUUUGUGGAGCCAGGUAGGCCCGGCCAUUGCACUGGCUAGUGAGACCUUAAUCAAAAUACCAAUAAAAGUGAAAUCAUAAAAUAUGAUAAUAAAUGUCAUUUUGAACAUCAUUUGACUUCAUCGAAUGCAUUCGGGUGGAUAAAGAUGCUUUCAUCUCAGUUCAUGGACCAAAAAGGCCUCCACAGCUGAGGUGUGCUGUUACUCGAAUUCCCUCUGAAUUCCGCUUUCUGAACGAAUUUGAAAAUGGGUGAAGUGCUGAGUUUGCCUAUGAUUUUGAAUGGAUCACCACUGGAAGCUAUUCUUGUUGGACCUGUCAUGUAGGACACCAAAAUGUUUGUAUCAAUCCAGAUUUUCAUAUUUUGUAGUAAAAAGGGGAAAUAUGAGACUGCAUGUUACCAUUAAGGUCUCACUAGCCAGUGGUGAUCAGGUCAACAUUGGUCCCCCUUAAAAAAAAAGUUCUUCAAUCUCAGGCGAUUACCAUGGAUACAGAUAAGCCUAUCAUAUCGCUAUUGCUGCAUGUUCAAAUGUCGGUGUCCUGGGUAUUUUGUGAAGAGGUAGCUCUGACGAUUAUUUGAGGAAAAUAUCAGCUUCUUCUGUGCACGUCCGCAGUGACCAGGCCUCGCAUGCUAUGUAUAGCUCAAUCGGAUGUUGACAUGAACUGGUUCCUGUCAGAGUGCACAUGUUCUCAAGGUGAGACUUCGCGGUCAAAAUGCUCAAAGAAAAGCCGCAACGACACCCUAUUUUGGUAUCAAAAUUUAAAAUUGUUAUUAUUUUGCUUUCUCAAGGUGAUAAGUAGAAGUUUAUAAAAAUAUUAUUUCACCAUCCAUGUUAAUCGUCAAGUUAUAAGGCGGCAAGGUGAAAUUUUCAAAAUUUUCAUCGAUGUACAGGGUGUCUCAUGUAUUGUGCUGCCCCCAUGUUCUCAUGACUGAAUUACUUGAUAACAAUGAAAGCUGGUCAGAAGUAUUCUAGAAGCGGCAAGCUAUUCAGAAAUGUAUAGGUUUAUGUGUGAGAGUGAUAUACUGCAAGGUCGACAGCCACUUGAACAGGGGUAUGCAUGAAAUGACGUCGCGCCAUUUGUGGAGCCAGGUAGGCCCGGCCAUUGCACUGGCUAGUGAGACCAAUACCAAAAGCUAGCUUCGCCCCCGCUCUGAAGGACACGGAACAGUGAUGUGUCACGUUAGAUGUUGGACUAUUGUAUGCACAUGUAAUUGUAGAAUAAAGGUGACUAGUUAUGUAAUCGAUCUGUAAUAUAUGUAGUUAAGUCGCCGGUAUAUUAACCCUUCACCAUACGCAGUUCGUACCCGGCAUAGUCGUGGGUCGGAGAGAUGAGGAACCAGACAGUGCAGUGACGGCGGAUAUGAGACCGUCCAAAUGCAGUCGGUUCUUACAUGUAAAUGUGGGCUUAAAUGAUAUGUAUAGUUUCUCCGUGGCUGCCCCUUAUCUCUGGAAUCGACUCCCCAAAGCAAUUACAUCUGCUGAGACCCUCACCCAAUUCAAAUCCCUUCUUAAAACACACUUGUCCAAUCUUCGCUUCAAAAAAUAGAGGACGUAGCGCUUUGAGCAGGGUGACCUGGAAAGGCGCUUUACAAAUUCUAUAUUUAUUUUAUAUUUCAUGUACUAAACUUCCUUUUAAUAUUUAAUUUAAAUAAUAGCAUUAUUAUUAAAAUAUGACUUGCAAUAAAAGGAGUGUCAAAAAUCAUUCCUAUAAAUAGUCAUGUUUUGAACUGUAUUAUAAAGUUGACAUUUUCUAUGUUGGAUGUGCGUAUGUCUGGAAUAAAUCUUCUCAACAAAAUCUUGA
Molecule: messenger RNA, 4585 nt
Organism: Lineus longissimus
Lineage: Eukaryota; Metazoa; Nemertea; Pilidiophora; Heteronemertea; Lineidae
Exons: 3
Coding region: 116-511 (131 amino acids)
Source: RefSeq, a predicted model, not a curated record